AUACAGACUGUGUCGUGUCCAAACUUAUGCCUGAAGCUCUACUUCUUCUACGCUGGCCCCUUCGUGUUAAUGUCUCAGUGUUGACUUCUUCGUAAAUCCAGCUCCGGGAUAGUGUGCCUCCACUGACCUUGUCCAUCGCAAGCAUGUCAUGACGUCCUAUGCCUUAGUUCCGGUGCAGAGGCACAGCAUCCAUCUCAUUUGUCAAACCAUCCUCUAGAAAAGGUACCACGCGGGCACCGUCCUGCAAGUGAUCCUUCAUGCUGAACCCUGCCUCUCUUCUCAGGCGCUCUGCGUGCGCUGCACUGAGCCCAACACCGCGGAUUUUCAUUGUCGGUAGAAAUUUCAGCAAAGGCCUGCGGCAAUCGUCCACAGGACCCAAUCCGAAGAAAGAGCAAGAUGGCUCGACGUCCUCGCAGGGAAACCCUCCACCGAAAAGCCCGUCGAUGGAGGAACUCCUAGCCAACACAAAUCCUCAAGACAAUUCUCUCCUGGCCCCCGUACACAUAGCGGAAGAUGCAAACGCUAUCCUCAAGUCCGAUCACCCUGCCGCCGACAUCCUAUCUCAGUCAGGCAUAGUUGUUCAGCGACAACUGGAAAUGAUGAACGUCUUGAUCGGCUUCGAGCAAGCCAAUCGAUAUGUCAUACUUGAUCCCCACGGGAAUCACAUUGGGUACAUGGCCGAGCAUGAGGGUGGCAUAGGGUACACUAUGAGGAGGCAAUUCUUCGCAACACAUCGGGCGUUCACCACCCACGUCUUCAAUCGUCAGUCGCGGGAGGUGCUGAGGUUCCAUCGCCCAUUUUCGUGGAUCAACACUCGCAUUCGGGUCUACGACCCCUGGGACACGCCUUCCGAGACCCAGAGAUCCUCUUCCACGAUGCUAACUUCACAAAAUGCCGAUUCGAUAGACCAGCCACAAAUAUCUCCUCUUCCCCUGGAAUCAAUGCGCAUCAUUGGCGAGACACAUUCACAGUGGGCGCCACUACGCCGUAAAUACGAUCUCUUUCUUUCCCACGACCUCGCCUUGAAUGACCCUGGCCCAGAUGCGAUCUCAAGGAGGAGAGGUGAGGAACUGUCGAGCCUGCAGCAGAGCCAAAUUGCAGAAAAUACCAGGUCUCGUUCGACCACAGACUUUACCCAAUUCGCCGCAGUCAAUGAGCCCUUCUUAUCUUGGGACUUCUCUCUGCUGGAUCAAAACAACCAGAAGAUCGGAUCGGUUAAUCGCGAAUUCCGGGGAUUUGGACGAGAAAUCUUCACAGAUACUGGAAGCUACGUUUUACGGAUGGAUGCGGCUGGGACGCCAGAGCCAGCAGACAAGCAGGGUGACCGUGGCUAUGCAGAGGCAUUGGGGGGGAGAGAAGGCAACUACGGGAUGACGCUUGAUCAAAGAGCCGUGAUGCUCGCCACCGCCGUGACGAUCGAUUAUGACUACUUCUCUCGGCAUAGCGGAGGGCAUGGAUUCUUCCCCAUCUGGCUUGGAGGUGGUGCCGGAGAAGCGGCUGGCGGCGCUGCUGGAGCUGGGGCAGCCGGGGCCGGAGAGGCUGGAGCUAUUGGAGCUGCUGGAGCUGCCGAGGCUGGCGGUGCUGUUGUCGGAGGAGCUGGUCGAGCAGUUGGAUCGGCUGCAGGCGGAGCAGCAGGGAUGGGUGAAGGUGCUAUUGCGGGCGCCGGGACGAUGGCAGGUUACGAAGCAAUGCAACGGGGAAUGGGACGAAGGUCCGAGCCCGCAGCCGAUGAGGACAAUCCUCAGCAACGACCGUCUCCGGAUCAGCCCUCUGGCCAACCAUUCGAUACUGACUUUCCGCAAAGCGGUUCUGACGAGCCGCAUCAAGGUGAAGAUAUCUGGGGGUCAGAAGACUCGGAUCCUUUUAAAGACGGACCUCAAGGAGGAGGGUCUGGAGCAGGGGAAGGCGGAGGUGGCGGCUGGUUCUCAGACUUGUGGGAUUCUUUCUGGGGCAGCUGAAAUGUUCGGGAUGCGCUCCCGCAAGCAAUCUACGUUUGGGUGGGUGACAAGGCUUGGGAGUUAGGUGAGCGGGCACAGGGAAGACAAAAGGCAUUCAGGUGAGUGAUGAUGGAAAAUUGAUGACCUGUUUUAUAUGACCACAAGAUCUGUUUCGAGGUCAAAUGUAUAUCGAGCAGCACCGACCACGCACUCGACUCAUUCAAAAAUCUACUAUCUAUAACCCUGCAAAUGGAGUCCUCGAACCCAGACAAUAGAGCAC
Messenger RNA from Cladophialophora immunda, 2217 nucleotides. RefSeq lists its product as uncharacterized. NCBI's taxonomy places the organism in Eukaryota, Fungi, Ascomycota, Eurotiomycetes, Chaetothyriales, Herpotrichiellaceae. Bases 258 to 1958 code for a protein of 566 amino acids. The transcript has a single exon. The record is from RefSeq and is a predicted model, not a curated record. Gene Ontology annotation, molecular function: phospholipid scramblase activity. Gene Ontology annotation, cellular component: plasma membrane. Gene Ontology annotation, biological process: plasma membrane phospholipid scrambling.